Messenger RNA from Camellia sinensis, 1608 nucleotides. The record is from RefSeq and is a predicted model, not a curated record. Lineage: Eukaryota; Viridiplantae; Streptophyta; Magnoliopsida; Ericales; Theaceae.
AUGGGAAAUGAGAAGGAAACCAAGGAAUUUCUGGAGGAGAAAGGGACAACAUCGAACCCGGUGGUCAAACUACCUGCUGGUCUCCUUAAGAAAGUGAGAGAACCAUGGAAGAAAUGUCUCAUUGUACGACUUUUGGGAAGGAAUAUCGGCUAUAAUUUGUUUAUAAACAGAAUGAGGAAGGUGUGGAAUCUUCAAGCAGAUUUUGAAACUUUGGAUAUUGGAAAUGGGUUCUUUAUAGUGAAAUUUGAAAUGAUGGAGGAUUACAUGAAGGUUUUCAUUGGAGGACCGUGGGUAGUGAUGGAUCGAUAUGUGACUGUUCGUAAAUGGCAACCUGAUUUCAAAUCUAAUGAGGCAGAGAAGGACACAACGGCAAUCUGGGUUCGUUUCCCUAAUCUCCCCAUUGAGUAUUAUGAUGAUAAGGUUCUCUACCACAUCUCGAAGGUGCUCAGUACUCCAUUGAAGGUUGAUAUUAACACUGCCAUGGCGGCACGAGGGAAAUAUGCAAGGGUCUGUGUUGAGUUAGACUUGCACAAGCCACUUAUUUCGCAUAUCACUAUUGGACGCUACCACUACGUGGUGGAAUAUGAACAUUUACAUACGUUGUGUUUUUCUUGUGGACGAGUUGGCCAUCGGAAAGAAAAGUGCACUGAAUAUCCGGUGAUACAGCCAGAGAAGACGAUGCAAGAUAUGACCGUUACCCAUCCAGAUUCUGGUAAUGGAUCAGGAACAUCAAAGCCCACUGGGCAAAAGAAUGAGGUAGGUUUUAAUUUGGACGAGAAACUAGGUUAUGGGCUGUGGACUAUAGCACCCAGUAGAAGGAAAUUUCAACAAGGGAAGCAGAAGCAUAAGGCCCACUACCAAAAGAGCAACAUAUUUAAAGUAUUACAACUAGACAAAGAUCAUGGGGAAAAUAGUGAAGGCCAGAAGUGUAGUAAAGCCCAAGGAAAUCAUGUGGAUCUAGACAUGGGCACUAAUAUGGCUACUAGUGAUACAGAUAGUGCCCAAAAUAGGGGACCACUGGACACAUUAGUGCAGACCUCACUAGUAAUGGAUGUGGAGCUAGCACAUGCUGUGGAGGAUAGGAGGCAAGAUACAGAGAUGGGUUUGGCACAUGGGCUAAGUGGAAAAGAGGAGCUCCAGCAGGCCAAUCAGUCCAGUACUCCCAAAUUAGGCCCACAAGCUAGAGUGUGUGAAAACAUAAGUCAAGGAAACCCUAAUUCUAACUCUGGUUCCAAGCCACUAAAUAGCCCCCAUAGCUCUCCGAGUUUGCCAGUUGAUAAACCCUCAGCAAAUCGUUCAAGAGCAAGAGGAGGGAAAUCACUGGCUCCAAGCAAGUCUCUGGAAGAUAGACCUGAUGGAAGAAGUUGCCGAGACCACUCGGAUGAUAGAGCACCGUGUGGACUAGUGCAGAACGCUGCUAUUUUUAGAACUCGAGAAAGAAGUAUAUCACCACGUCGGAAUAGAUUGGUGGCUCAACAAAGUAAAACUCCUGAUCCAACCAUGGUGGGAGAUAGACUCGCACAAUGUGAGACACAUGGUGCUUGUGAAACCAGCGAAAGCUUUCGAGGAAGACAAGAAAAAUGUGACAAGCAUUCUGGGUCUACCUGA